Molecule: messenger RNA, 3045 nt
Organism: Lampris incognitus (smalleye Pacific opah)
Lineage: Eukaryota; Metazoa; Chordata; Actinopteri; Lampriformes; Lampridae
Gene: dbn1
Product: drebrin 1
Exons: 14
Coding region: 43-1746 (567 amino acids)
Biological process (GO): neuron projection morphogenesis; positive regulation of axon extension; positive regulation of dendritic spine morphogenesis
Cellular component (GO): actin filament; postsynaptic membrane; postsynaptic density
Molecular function (GO): actin filament binding
Source: RefSeq, a predicted model, not a curated record
UGCCCGUUACUUUAGUUCGGCGUGGAGUGCAGGGACGGAAAGAUGGCUGUAAAUCUGGGUAAGAACAGACUGGUCCUGCUCACCGCCUACCAGGACGUCAUCGACGACACGUCCGACACCGACUGGGCCUUGUACACAUAUGAGGAGGACAACAAUGACUUGAUGUUGGCAUCAUCAGGGGGCGGCGGUUUGCCGGAGAUCACGGUCACCUUCGACAACUCCAUGGUGAUGUACGGCUUCUGCAGCCUGAAGGAGCCCAGCUCCGCCCUGCCGCGCUACGUCCUCAUCAACUGGGUCGGAGAAGACGUGCCUGAUGCGAGGAAGUGUGCAUGUGCGAGCCACGUGGCGACCAUCGCCGACUUCUUCCAGGGAGUGGACAUCAUUAUCAACGCCAGCACCAUGGACGACAUCGACCCAGCCGCCAUUGGACAGCGUCUGACCAACGGCACAGCAGUGGUGGCCAGCCCGGUCCUCAGCCGCCUGAAAACCAGAGAAGAAGAACUCACAGAGCAAGUGGGAACAGUGUACCACAAGACCAAUGCUGAGGUGGAGAUGAAGACCAUCAACAGAGAGGAAUUCUGGGAACAGGCCAAGCGUGAGGAGGAGAUCAGGAAGGAGCAAGAGAAGAAGAAGGCUGCAGAGGAGCGUCAGCGUUUUGAGGAGGAGCGGAUGGUGCUUGAGAGGAAGGAGCAGGAGGACCGAGAGAAGAGGUACCGUGAGCGGGAGCGUCAGAUCGAGGAGCACCGGAAGAAGAUGCAGGAGGAAGAAGAGGCAAAAGAGAGAUCGCGAAGCCGGCCCGCCGUAGUCGCAGAGCCGAGUUACGAAGACCUCAAUCAGGACAAAAAGGAGACUGAAGUGGAGGAGGCGAAGGCCAUCAUCGCCCAGCGUUCAGGAAACCCUCGUGACUUCUUCAAGCAGAAGGAGCGAGCGCUGAGCAGCAGCGUGGACGCGGCCCCCGUCUCCGUCCACAGGACCGGUGAUGAUGAUGACGCUGAAGCAAGUACAGAGCACAGCAUGGCCGCCGUGUCCCCCAUCCCUAAAAUCAUCACCACGCCCAUCAAGGAGGAGGCCAGCAGGGAGGACGAGAGCAGCAGAACUGAAUGGGAUUCAGUGCCACAACAGGAGCAGCCUCCGGUCCAGGAGGCUGCACAUUCCAAACCCGUCCAGCCGGUGGCGCCUCAAACCCGCGACCCUUCCGACUUCUCUGUCUGGGAGUCCGGGACAGACAGCCUAGUCGACCUAUGGGACGCCGGCUCCAACGCUCCCUCCGCCUCCUCCCAGUCCUCCCACUUGGUUGACCUGAUGAGUGACAGCGCUGACGUCCUGCCCCCUGCCUCCGCCGGCGGCAGCAGCACUGUCCGGCCCCAGCCGCUUCUCAGCUUCGACGAAAUGAUUGACAGCUCGCUCUGCUCGGCCGGGGCUGAAGACGACCCCUCCAGCCUCGUGGACGUGGCGGGCUCCGACCAGAUGACGCUCAGCUACCAGCAUGCACUGCAGCACGCGUCGGGGGAGGGGAAAGAGCAGGAGCUGGAUGACGGACAGCUGCUGAUGACCAAUGGGGAGACGCUGCUUAAAGAAGGGACUCAGGCGAGUGAGGGCUAUUUCAGCCAAUCACAGGAAGAGGAGUUUGGCCAAUCAGAAGACGGCUCAGCUAAACCCACGCCGGUCUUUUACAAUAAGCCACCAGAGAUUGACAUCACCUGCUGGGACACGGAUCCGGUGGUCGACGAAGACGAUGAGGACUAACCGGCCAAUCACAGGCUCCCGUCGGACCAAGAGGAAGUAGGGGCCGCACGGCUCGUGGAGAAUCCGAUUUUUCUUAAACACAAACACGUCUUGCAUAAAACAACUUCUGUAUAAUAACCUAGAGAAGAAAAACAGUUAGCCACCGAAACCAUGUUCAGUUACCGUUAAAGAUGCUUAUGGGUUAAAGAGUUGAUAUUUGAUUUUUUUUUUUACUUUGAUUUUUUUUUUUUAAUGUUUCUGUAUACAUUUAUUUUUCUUUUUUAAUUUAUUUUCAUUUCUCGUUUUGCUAUGCAGAUAUAAUCGCUGGGACCAGGGGGCAUUUGUUUCUGUGUCUGUUUUAUUGCACAGCAGAGUAACGCACGGCUGCACAUUAGAAACACAACACGUGGUCACAGCUGGUCCCUCCAUAACCCCGCCGGCCAGCGCGCGCGCCUCACCGCCACAUCGCUACUACAGCUGUCCCAGCUGCCGCACCGAGCUCCAUCCUCUCCACCCCGCUCGCUCUCCUCCUCCCCCCCCCCCCCCCCCCCCCGCUUUCACCCCCUCAUCAUCCCUCCGGUCCAAUCGAAGUCUCUCAACUCGUCGUUCACGCGCAGAAACCCCUUUUUUCCCAUGAUGCACCUCCACUUCCCGCCGGAAAUAUGUAAAGACGUCAGAUGUCACCUUGGAAGCAGGCAGCGCUGCUUAGUGAUGCUGGCACAGGACCUCAAAAUCCCGUGUUUCUGUCCCACUAACACUAGCUUGUUUGUUAGUUUGUUAGUUUGUUUUCCCCUCCAGGACUUUAAAGACAGAUACAGCAAUGUGUUUGGAGCACCGACAGUAUUGUUUUGAAAAGAAAUCUCUAAAAUACAUUUAUAUUUCUUUAAGAUUUGAUGUAAGAUUCUUUACAUGAUUCUCUACAUUCUCCUAUGAAAACUGUGUGAGAGGUCCGAUAUAAACCAGCCACAUUUGGUCCCGUAGAAAAUCCAACUAGAACCUCGGUUUCACAAGUCUUAACAACUAGUCUCCAUCUCCUCAUCAUGUACUCAAGUGUGCCAGUUUCGGAGCGCUGAACAUCUACUGAUAGGUUACUGAUAGACUGAGAGGCCGUCGGGGAACCGCUGCAGCCGGGACGCGAACCCGGGUCUCCCGCACCACGGGCGACUACGCUAACCAGUCGACUGAGGGGCUCGACCCGUUAAUUAUGGGCUAGCGAGUCUACUUACACCCCGUCCCCCGCGCGUCAGCGUAUCAGCUCCCUCACGCCUCUGGGUGCACGCGCCUCCGAUGGCCCCCACGAUCCCACCUCUGACACCAACG